Molecule: messenger RNA, 807 nt
Organism: Komagataella phaffii GS115
Lineage: Eukaryota; Fungi; Ascomycota; Pichiomycetes; Pichiales; Pichiaceae
Exons: 1
Coding region: 1-807 (268 amino acids)
Source: RefSeq, a predicted model, not a curated record
AUGAGUAUUAAUCAGAAAGACGAUGAUGACUACACUGUGAUUUCCAGUAGUAGAUCAAGCAAUAAUACCUCCAGUAUCAAGGACAUUUAUCUAGAAGAUGAUUCUUUCUUGCAAGUUGAAACUGUGUCUCAAGGUUCAUAUUCUGAGAUCGUAAUAAAAGAACCUUCAAACCGUGGGAACUUCACUUACAUAGUGGAUCUGAAUACAAAGAAAAGGCCUUUAUCAUCAGGAUCACAGCUAUCUAAUUCAAUUUGUGGUGGGGCUAUGAAACGGAAAUGGACGGAGUCUUUGAAAAAACUUGACAAUUUCAACAACUCAAAUAUUCUUCCUUUGAAAGAUGUGCAAAUUUUUCCCAGAUUUUCUAUUUACUCUUAUUGCAACUCCUCUUUGGAAGAUAUUAUUGACAGUUCUAAAACACAAAUAGACGAAUAUUCGUUGGUCGAUAAAAAACUACAACGAGAGUUUCUACACAGUAGCCAACCCUAUUUAGCAUUGGCUUUAUUGUUAACUCCAUUGUUCGUUUCUAUCUUCAGUUUGAUCCUAGUGCUCUCACAUAAGUUGGAUGGUUAUGUCGGCGUCUCUCAAGUUUUGCUGCUAAAUGGAGUGACUUGGGUGUUGUCAAUGGUUGGCCUAAUACCGUGUACUACUUCUGUGAAAAUCAAAAGCAAGCCCAAAAAUGUUCAUUAUAUAGCAAUAUUGUUCCGAAUUUUGGCAGGAUACUAUGAUCAGAACAAACUGUUUGUUGUAGACUACUAUGGAGACGAUGGUGGGUUUGUCAUAAGAAGGGCCCUCUCUGCUGCUACAUAA